Molecule: messenger RNA, 1125 nt
Organism: Pundamilia nyererei
Lineage: Eukaryota; Metazoa; Chordata; Actinopteri; Cichliformes; Cichlidae
Gene: cyb5r2
Product: cytochrome b5 reductase 2
Exons: 9
Coding region: 112-1125 (337 amino acids)
Cellular component (GO): mitochondrion
Molecular function (GO): oxidoreductase activity; FAD binding
Source: RefSeq, a predicted model, not a curated record
UUUGAGAUUUGUGUAGAGUGAAUGAGGCAAGGCUGUCACUGCCUUAACUGUGUGGACUCUGGUCUGUGGGAGGAGAGGGAGGCUCUGACUGACUAAUUUGUCACGUUAAACAUGGACGAGACCUUGGUGAUCCCUGGAUUGGUGGCUGUCUUUGUGUUGGUAGGAACAGUUUUCUACUUCCUGCUAGGUUCUUCAGGUGAGAAGACGAAGAAGCUGCCCGUCACUCUCCAAGAUCCCACAGUGAAAUAUCCUCUCCCACUUAUACGCAAAGAGGAAAUCAGUCAUGACACAAAGAAAUUUCGGUUUGGCCUUCCAUCUGCAAGUCACAUCCUUGGGCUGCCAGUAGGCCAGCACGUGUACCUGUCAGCAAAGGUGAACGGCGUUCUGGCGGUUAGAGCCUACACUCCAGUCUCCAGUGAUGAGCACCAAGGAUAUGUUGACCUCGUGGUUAAGGUCUACUACAAGAACACCCACCCGUCUUUCCCUGAUGGAGGGAAGAUGUCGCAGUACCUGGACGGCAUGACCAUUGGAGACACUAUUGACUUCAGAGGGCCCAAUGGACUCCUGGUGUAUAAGGGCAAUGGUCAGUUUGCCAUCAGACCAGAUAAGAAGUCGGAGCCAAAGGUUCGGAAGUUUAAGCACGUGGGAAUGAUCGCUGGCGGAACAGGUAUCACUCCUAUGCUGCAGUUAAUUCGCAGUAUCUCAUCAGACUCCACUGACGACACCAAGUGCUCUCUCAUAUUCGCCAACCAGACUGAGAAAGACAUCUUACUGAGGGAGGAGCUGGAGGAGGUGAAGAAGAACCAUCCUGAGAGACUUCAGCUGUGGUUCACACUGGACAAACCUCCACAGACCAUCCUAUCGAAAGCUGUUCAGUUCAACUUGGAGGAGGUGAAAGAAUGUAGAACGAAGGUUAAAGAGUUGGAGAGAAGAUAUGAGCAGCUGACCAAAGACAACUACGAUCUGAAGGAGUCGGUUCGGCUGUCUGUAAGAAUGGCUGCUUUCACUUUGCUGAGGUACUGCCGCGGGAGGAUUGGCCUCAAAUUGAACAAGCAAGCAAGACAGACCUUUUUCCGAGGUCCUCGUGGAUACAUUGAAGGACGGAGGAUUGGCGACGCUAAAUGA